AUGGAUCAAAAGACAACAGAGAUGCAAAGUCAAUCUGUAAAUAUUUUGGAAAGGGAGACUAAGAAGCAAAAUACUUCCAUGGAUCAGCAAAGCCAUACUCAAAAGAAAGAAAUUCCUGAAGAACUCAAGCUUUAUGCACAUCUCAAGACGUACCCAAUAGCAAAUUCAUGGAUACGUAUUGCUCAUUGGGUUUCUAUGCCUAGAGUCAUCAGGCCAUACUUGUAUCAAUUGGCAUUCUCGGGCCCUGUCAAGGAAUAUACAAUAAUGGUCGAUAAUUUUGUUGAUGAACAGGUUUUAGGUUCGCUUGAUAGUGCGGUUCCCCAAGUGAAGACUUUGAGAAUGAGAGAUAUCAGAGACUUUUUGACGGGACCUUUUACUAGGACUUAUGAAUUGACAAGAGGAAUUCUGAGUAAUUCUUUAUCUACAACUGAUAGAAUGGCACUAGAACCGGCUAGAUUAAGAAUACACGAGACAAGGACUAGUUUAAGAAAUCGCGUUAAUGAGAUGUCUUCUAGAACUCGCCCUGUUGUUCUUUCAAGAGUGAAUCCGGUGGUUAAACCACUAAACAAAGAUCUGGCCAAAUAUAUCAACCAGAUGGAUCCAAAAAAUCCAAUCGACAACAAAAUCUUGGAGGAUCAGGACAAUGAGCUUGUUAACACAGUGAAGAUUAUGAAUGAGGGUUUGGAUAGAACAAGAUCAAUUGCUUCCACACGUUUAGACCAGCUAAGAAUCAUUCCUGCAAAUGCCUCUAAAAGAAUUUCUGAGGUUUACCAUGAAAGUCAAGCAAAAAGGGGUGAUCAAAACAAUAGUAGGGUUAUUAUGCUAAUUGCUUCACUGGAUACUGUUCGGGCUUUAGCAAAUGAUGGAUACAAGUUUUUAAGAUCAGGCAUAUCUGAGACCACAGGUUCAACAAAUACCAUUUUGGACAAUGAUGUUCCUCCAGAAUUGUAA
Brettanomyces bruxellensis is the source of this 951-nucleotide messenger RNA. RefSeq lists its product as uncharacterized. Bases 1 to 951 code for a protein of 316 amino acids. The transcript has a single exon. The record is from RefSeq and is a predicted model, not a curated record. NCBI's taxonomy places the organism in Eukaryota, Fungi, Ascomycota, Pichiomycetes, Pichiales, Pichiaceae.